AUGCAUCUUGUACACCAUCUAUUUACCGCAGAUAUUGAUAAGGAAUCCCCCAAACAGUUAGCCUCCCUCAAGCGAGUGAAAUAUCCACGCCCGGACGAGUCGUCACUGAAGCUUGUUGAAAAGGGGAGCGAUGAGGUCGCCACCAUGACUCUAUCACAAGCUUUGCAACGCCUCAAACCUCGCUCUUACCUGGCAAAAGCAGGACCAGGAGCAUACCGUAUCGAAACAUUUCCCGAUCCUGGACCACAAAAGGUCUUGAAAGUUACAAAACCAUCAUACAAACCAUACACCAGAGCUGGUCGGGGCAAGGAAACCCAUGUCAGCACUUCCUGUACUCCGCAACUUCUUCGCCAUCAUUUGAGGACGUCUUACGAAUACCUUCUGCAAGGGGCUCGUAUGGAGUAUCACCUUCAUCAGAACGUCAAGGAGAAAACCCGCACGGUCGCCUGGGCCCUUGCACACUGCAUGGAACUCAGGCCGGAGUCAAUCUUAGCGGCAAUGCCCGAGGGGACAACAAUGUUGGGGGAGCCUGUUGUCACCGAUUUGUCUUUCAAAACGAGGCCCUCCAAAAAUCCCGAACGCGCUAAGUCUCAGAUGAUGUGGAUAAUGGAGAAUACGCAAGUCCGUGGAGUGGAAGGUACGCCGCAACGAGUCACGGCAAUUCUCGCGAAAUUGCCAUUUCAAAAGCAAUUGGAGGAUGAGACAUCCCCCGUGGUUACGCCUGAGGAUGUCUGA
Molecule: messenger RNA, 735 nt
Organism: Letharia columbiana
Lineage: Eukaryota; Fungi; Ascomycota; Lecanoromycetes; Lecanorales; Parmeliaceae
Exons: 1
Coding region: 1-735 (244 amino acids)
Source: RefSeq, a predicted model, not a curated record